GUAAGCUGUUUUCUAGUUCGCAUUGCGUUGUUUCUAUGUUUACUCUGUUUGGAUUCUGUGAAAAUCAAGCGGACUGGAGAGGUUGAAAUUUCUUCCGUUUUUUUGAUGAUUUGGAUAGUGAAUGGUUUUCCUUGGAAUUGUGGAACUUUUUCUGAAUGCGCUGGGAUUCUGGCCGGCUUUAGGAUGAGAAAUUUAAUUGCAAUUUCUUAAAUUUUGGAUGGAAGUUUCAAUUUAGGGAAAGAAGUUUUAACUUUUAUUCUUCGUGUAUAUUACCGCGAAGAAAUUUUAUGCUUUUCCUUUUCUAGCUUGGUUAGGGUUCUUUACUAUUUUAGGUUACGGAAGCGGUUCCACUUUGUAAAACCCCAAACAUAUCAUCCCAAGCGGUUUUAGGUCCGGCUGCACUUAUACAAUGCAUUUGAGAGAGGAAUCUUGGAUUUAUGUUACUUUUCUCUGGUUUUACUUGAUUUUCGAUUUCGAUUUGAUGGAUUUGAAUUCAACAGACGCCUAUCUCGGACGAACCACGAACAUGGCAACACUGAGAACGCCGUUUGAUACCAACGAGGUAAUGCACUGCGAGAUGGAGUUGAUGCGAUUGAGACAAGAGAAAUUGGUGCUGGAGAUUGAACGGCAGAGAUUUCUGGAAGAGGAUGCGAGGAGAGAACUGAUGUUGUUCGAACGAGAGAGAGCGAUUCGUGAAGUUGCGCAAUCAGUGGGAUAUCCUCUCCGACAGCCCCAACCAUGGGGAGUGCCGUUCGCUGCGGCAGGGCCUUCUCUGUCUCCGUCGCCUGCGGUAAUGGUGCAAUCAUUCCAAGAAUGGCAGAGAAUGGAUAAAGCAAAAAGUUCCGAAUGCCUAGGGUUUGGUCCAGCGGCAUUGCCACCACGGGUUCAGCCGUUUAUGGCGGAACACUAUAGGGAGCGUCAAGUACUACAGCCUGAUGAAAACAAACUCAUUGUACUGGAAAAACCCGACCCAAAUUUAUUUAGAGAAAAGAGAAAGGCCGAGAUGGCAUCAACGUCUUCCGACAACGUCCAAUCAUCUUAUAUGAAGAAGACUCCAAAGGGCGAGUUGAGUUGUGCACUGUGUCAAGUUACCGUGACAAACGAAAAGGUUUUUAAUGAACACCUUCAUGGCAAGAAGCACAAGCGCAGAGAAGCUGGUCUGAGGGCUCAAAAUGCAAGCAAAUUUUUCCAGGCUGCACCACCCGAGCCAUUAUCUAACAAAAGGAUGAAGCUGGAGAAAACGUUUGGCUCUGCAGGUGCAAUCGAACUAAAGGAGUCGAAAGAUGGAGAAACUCUUCAAGGUGAGAAAACGGAAGGUAGUUUUGUCGCGAACGCAUUAAUUCCGAACUUUCUGGAAUCAGGUGACAAAGAGGAUAAUGAGCAACAGAACCAGCAGAACCAGAACAAUAACCUGGAGAACCUUCUGAAAUCAGUUGAAAAAGAGGAUGAUAAGCAAGAGAACCUGCAGAACUUUCCGAAAUCAGAUGACGGUGAGGAUAAUAAGCAACAGAGCCUGCAUAACCCGAACCUGCAGAACUUUCCGAAAUCAGAUGACAGGGAGGAUAAUAAUCAACAGAGCCUGCAUAACUCGAACCUGCAGAACUUUCCAAAAUCAGAUGACGGGGAGGAUAAUAAACAACAGAGCCUGCAUAACCCGAACCUGCAGAACUUUCCGAAAUCAGAUGACGGGGAGGAUAAUAAUCAACAGAGCCUGCAUAACCCUAACCUGCAGAACUUUCUGAAUUCAGGUGAAUUAGAGGAUGAUAAUAAGCAACAGAACCUGCAAAACAUUCUGGAAUCAGGUGACGAAGAGGAGGAUGAGCAACAGAACCUGCAGAACCUUUUGAAAGCAGGCGAAAACGAGGAUGAUACACAACAGAACUUGCAGAACCAGAACCAGAACUCGCAGAACGUUUUGAAUUCGCAACAGAACCAGAACCUGCAGAACCUUUUGAAUUUGCAACAGAACCAGGCAGUGUUUGGGCAAAACUUUACCACUGAGGACCUUCUUGCGGCGAAAAAGAAGUUUAAGUUUUGGUGUAAAAAGUGCAAGGUUGGUGCUUAUGCUGCAGGCGUGAUGGUUGCUCAUUUGAAUGGGAAGAAACACCAAGCAAAUCUUCAACAACCUGAUCAAACUUGGACAGGGAGGCCAUUUUAGCUUUCAAGAAACCUGAGAGAGAUGCAGAUGUAGAUAACUGGACAAAAGAAGAGGAACGGUCGACAACAGGUAUUGCCCGUUGAUUAGUGAUAGGGCGGUUUAGAAUGACUUUUUAAGUACUUUUCAAGCUUUUCAUAGUCGAAAAUGGAUUUUCAAAAUCGUAGGAGGUGCAUGGUUCACAGCCGAAGUCUCGAGAGCCUCUAGAACCUCUAGUAAGUUGACCGUUUAUUUAGUUAAUAUAUUCCCAUCUUCUUUCGUGCUAAAUUAUCCUUUACUUGCUCUCUUUUUUGGAGAAAAAGGCUUGCCUGGUGGCUACAGCCAUACAACCAACCCAAAGCUAGUAGACAAGUUAGAGUGGUUGGCUUAGCCAUAAACAAGCCUUUGAUGAUAUAAUAAAGAGCGAGUAAGGGACUGCAUUUGGCUUGAGAAGGGUAAAACAAGAUAUUGUGAAUAUAUUUCCUUAAUUAUCGUCUCCAUUUUGGUGCGAGAACGGUUUUUCAUAGCAUGAAUCGAGAAUGUCGAUGAACAUGUUCGAAGCUAUAAUUUGUAGUUUUAUAUGGUCAAAUUGUUCUCGUCCUAUUUGUACCGUGAAGGAUUGGGUAGCGUAUUUUAGUAGGUUAUCUUGUUAGUUCUCUUUCAUGUUCGUGGGUAAUAGUUUCUUGAACUUCAAAAUGUACGUACUUAAUUGGCCCUUUAAACCUAAAUACAAUGUGUUUAAUAUAUGUUAACGAAUCCCAUUGAACA
Molecule: messenger RNA, 2902 nt
Organism: Cucurbita pepo subsp. pepo (vegetable marrow)
Lineage: Eukaryota; Viridiplantae; Streptophyta; Magnoliopsida; Cucurbitales; Cucurbitaceae
Source: RefSeq, a predicted model, not a curated record